GGAUGCCAGAGCCCGGAACUGGGCGGGGGGUUCCCAAGGCACGGGGAAGUUGAAGGCCCCGGAAUAUGGGGCCAGAGGUCUGAGGGGAGUCCCGGGGUCUGAGCAGGGCUCUGGGACUCAGGGGGAGUCGCAGGCCCCGGGAAUAGCAGGGUCCUGCCUCCCGGAGCUGAGGGACUCCAAGGCCCCGGGAGUGAGGGGCCCUGGGUGCCGGGGCUAAGGGGUCCCAGGCCCCGGAGCUGGGACAGAGCUGCUGCCAGGGAAAACCAGCUUUUCCGGGACACACGGGGCUCGGGAUUCCCUGUUCCUCUGGCUUCUCCAUCCCGGCGUCCCGCAGUGACACCGUGCCUUCCCCCGGGACAUGACCCCGCGGGGCUGGGGCAGGGAGGGGGCCGUGCAGGGAGUGCUCUGGGCAGCUCCCCCCGUGCGAGCCGCUGCCUCGGGUCCGCGUUCUUGCUGCGGUGGGAUCGCCGGCAGCGCUGCCCGGGCUCUAACAGGCCCCAGCUGAGAAAUACUUCCCUGUGUUCCCUGUGGCCUCUUGACCUGCAAACUGGGAGCAAAUACACUACAGGACAGGCAGCACUUGGAAGCUCGGUUGUUUUGCUAAAGCAGCGCUCUCGCCCCGCAGGAUGUUCCGGCUGCGCUUCCUGCCCGUGGCCGCGGGGCUGGCGGCGGUGGCGCGGCGUUACCACGGGACAGCCCCGCACCCCGGCUCCCGGCGUAGGCUCCUGGUGGCGGCUUUCCUCGGGACCUCUGCAGCCACAGCGAGCGCCAGAUUCCUUUGGCAGAGGGCCUAUGCAGAAGACUCUGUCAGACAUGGCCCGAGGGCAGAGCCAGGGGAGAAGAUGAAGCACGAGGAGGAGGAGGAGAGCAGCAGCAGCGAGGGCAGGAGGGCAGUGGCGGCGGGCGAUGGGGAGGCGCCGCCGGAAGGGAAGAAGAAGAAGCGCUCCGGGUUCAGGGACCGCAAGGUGAUGGAAUAUGAGAACAGGAUCAGAGCCUACUCCACACCAGACAAAAUCUUCAGAUACUUUGCCACGCUGAAGGUCAUCAACGAGCACGGCGAGUCCGAGGUGUUCAUGACCCCGCAGGACUUUGUGAGAUCCAUCACCCCCAACGAGAAGCAGCCAGAGAACCUGGGCCUGGACCAGUUCAUAGUGAAACGCUACGAUGGGAAGACAGAGAAGCUGUCCCAGGAGAGGGAGAAGUUUGCUGACGAGGACAGCAUUUUCUACGCGCUCGGAGAAUGCGGACUCAUCUCUUUCUCCGACUACAUCUUCCUCACCACCGUCCUUUCCACUCCCCAGAGGAAUUUUGAAAUCGCCUUUAAGAUGUUUGAUCUGAACGGUGACGGCGAGGUGGACAUGGAGGAGUUUGAGCAGGUGCAGAGCAUCAUCCGCUCCCAGACCAGCAUGGGCAUGCGCCACCGGGACCGCUCCACCACCGGCAACACCCUCAAAACCGGCUUCAACUCUGCCCUCACCACCUACUUCUUCGGGGCUGACCUGAAGGGAAAGCUCACCAUUUCCCACUUCCUGGACUUCCAGCGCAAGCUGCAGCACGACAUUCUGAAGCUUGAGUUCGAGCGGCACGACCCGGUGGACGGGCGGAUCACGGAGCGGCAGUUUGGGAGCAUGCUGCUGGCUUACAGCGGGGUGCAGUCCAAGAAGCUCACUGUCAUGCUCAAACAGCUCAAGAAGCACUUCCAGGAUGGAGAGGGGCUGACUUUUGAGGAGGUGGAGAACUUCUUCACCUUUCUGAAGAACAUAAAUGAUGUGGACACAGCUUUGAGCUUCUACCACAUGGCUGGAGCUUCUCUUGAUAAAGGGAGGAACAGGAGUCUCCUGCUGAGGUGGGCACACCCUGCCCCCCGAGUGAUGCAGUGCCCUCCCUGUGUUGCAGUGACCAUGCAGCAGGUGGCCAGGACGGUGGCCAAGGUGGAGCUGUCGGACCACGUGUGCGACGUGGUGUUCGCGCUCUUCGACUGCGACGGGAACGGGGAGCUGAGCAACAAGGAGUUUGUUGCCAUCAUGAAGCAGCGCCUGAUGCGAGGCCUGGAGAAGCCCAAGGACAUGGGCUUCACACGGCUCAUGAGGGCCAUGUGGAAAUGUGCCCAGGAGACAGCAUGGGACUUCACAGCUCCCAAGCAGCAGUAGCAGGGUUGGGAAGGAGCACCCCCAUUCCCUGGAUCAGCCCAUGGGCACAGCAGGUUGGCACCAGGCUCUGGAGAGGCUGUGCCAGGAGGAUUUUGUCAAUCCAAGUUAGAAAUCCACGCCUGCUGUAUUUGCUUGCUGCUGGCUCCUCCAUCUUCCUCUCUCUCAGGAACAAGGAAAGGACUUUUACUGCCACCACCUCCGUGGCAUGGUGUGCCCUGCUCCAGAGCUGGACCCCAAAUCACCUUUAUUUAACGCUAUGAAAAAAUGGCAUGGGGGGUUCUUUUGAUUCUCAGCCUGCUCCUGGGAAAAGCCAGGCAAUUCCUGGAUUUUGUGGAUUUCAGCCAGCCAAAAGCUGCACCUGCUGCAGAAGGGCAGCUAAAAGCUCCUGCCCUUCCUGCCUUGCACCAGCAUCCUGCAGCAGGAGCUCCCCAAGUGAUUUCCUGAGUGGGGAAUUGUCCCGGGGAGGGGCUGGCAGUGGUUUGCCGGGUGCUGUCCUCUGUAAAAUACCAUGUAAAGAUCUUGCUCCCAGCA
Pyrgilauda ruficollis (rufous-necked snowfinch) is the source of this 2681-nucleotide messenger RNA. It is a transcript of the gene MICU1, whose product is annotated as mitochondrial calcium uptake 1. Lineage: Eukaryota; Metazoa; Chordata; Aves; Passeriformes; Passeridae. The record is from RefSeq and is a predicted model, not a curated record. Gene Ontology annotation, biological process: mitochondrial calcium ion homeostasis; calcium import into the mitochondrion. Gene Ontology annotation, molecular function: calcium ion binding. Gene Ontology annotation, cellular component: uniplex complex. The transcript is spliced from 14 exons. The coding region runs from base 627 to 2150 and encodes 507 amino acids.